Helicoverpa armigera (cotton bollworm) is the source of this 1246-nucleotide messenger RNA. It is a transcript of the gene Rad23, whose product is annotated as UV excision repair protein RAD23 homolog A. Gene Ontology annotation, cellular component: nucleoplasm; cytosol. Gene Ontology annotation, biological process: proteasome-mediated ubiquitin-dependent protein catabolic process; nucleotide-excision repair. Bases 102 to 1052 code for a protein of 316 amino acids. The record is from RefSeq and is a predicted model, not a curated record. The transcript has a single exon. Gene Ontology annotation, molecular function: polyubiquitin modification-dependent protein binding; proteasome binding; damaged DNA binding. Lineage: Eukaryota; Metazoa; Arthropoda; Insecta; Lepidoptera; Noctuidae.
UCGUAGAACAAACUUGACAGACCCUGGUCAGAAUUCAGUCGGUAUCUAAUUUAGGACAAUACUUGCUCAAUCAUUUUACACUUGCAAAGAAAGUAAUCAAAAUGUUGGUGACAUUGAAGACACUACAACAACAAACCUUUCAAAUAGAAAUCGACCCAGAAGAAACAGUUAAAGCGCUCAAGCUUAAAAUUGAAGUUGAGAAAGGUAAAGAUUAUGUUGCUGAUCAUCAAAGACUUAUUUACGCAGGAAAAAUUUUGCUUGAUGAUGAUAAACUAAAUACCUAUAACAUAGAUGAAAAAAAAUUCAUCGUUAUCAUGGUCACGAAACCGAAAACUACUGAAGUUCCGGCGUCAACUGCUUCUGCCCCAGAAGCUGGAGAAAGUGCUUCAACGGAAAGCGGCGACGGUAAACCCAAACCCACUACUGAAGAAGCGCCUAAGCCGGUACCUGCAGCAGAACCUGAGCCGGCGGCUACAGCUAACGAACUUGAUUUUGAAGCUACAGUUCAAAGCAUUAUGGACAUGGGAUACAACAGACAACAAGUGGAGCAAGCCUUGCGAGCUUCCUUUAAUAACCGUGAAAGAGCUGUGGAAUAUUUAAUAACAGGAAUCCCAGAAGAAUUACUUCAAGAGCAGGAUGCUGAAGAAGGUUCUGAUGAAGACCCACUUGCCUUCCUACGUGAUCAGCCUCAAUUCCAACAAAUGCGUGCAGUAAUCCAACAAAACCCAAAUUUGUUGAAUGCAGUACUUCAACAGAUUGGUCAAACAAACCCAGCUUUGUUGCAGGCAAUUAGUCAACAUCAAUCAGCCUUUGUCAGAAUGCUGAAUGAACCUGUAAACCCAGCUGCUGCUGGCGCGGUAGCGGGUGAAGAGAAUGCUGUAGACAUUCCGCAAGUACAGCAGCCACAAGUCUCACCACAAGACAAAGAGGCCAUUGAAAGAUUAAAAGCAUUGGGCUUUCCUGAGCAUAUGGUGAUCCAAGCAUACUUUGCUUGUGAAAAAAAUGAGAAUCUUGCAGCUAAUUUCUUACUUUCACAGAAUUUUGAUGAUUAGAAUUUAUCAUUCAUUGAUAAUUAAAGUGGAGAGACAAAAUUAUAAAAAUAACACAGAAGUGUAUUUAAUAUGUCUACAUCAAUAGCCUAAUAAACAAUGUUUACUGCUUGUGUUUCAUGUGUAUUUUUACACUGAAUUUCAAACAUUUUGUCAUGAUUCAAUAUCUAAUAAAUUUCUUAUUGUUCAAAUAUUUA